AACGGAGAUGCCUGCAGCCGCCGCCCACACCGAGUUGAAGCAGAGCAAGAAACCUGCAAACACUGCGUUUAAACAGCAGCGCCUCAAGGCAUGGCAGCCACUACUCACUCCAAAGACCGUCUUGCCAACCUUCUUUCUUAUUGGCAUUAUUUUUGUUCCUCUAGGAAUUGGUCUUUUUUUAGCUUCUGAAAAGGUGGUGCAAGUUUCGUUUGACUAUACAAAAUGCUCCACUUUGGCUGGCAAUAAUUUUACCGCUCCAGCAGAUUCAUCAAUUGGCAUUACCAGCUGGAAAUAUGACGCAGCUUCGCAAGUCUGCUCCAUUCAAUUUCCUAUUCCUUCUGAGAUUCCUGCUCCAGUUUUCAUGUAUUAUCGUUUGACCAACUUUUUCCAAAACAACCGUCGUUAUGUCAAGUCGUUUGAUGCCAAUCAGCUCAAGGGAUAUGUGGCUGCUGAGAAUCUGGAUAUUGGAUGUAUUCCACUUAAUGUGCCUACUGACGGGACUGAAUUUGUUACUAUUGCUGGUGUGAAUACCACUAUCAAAAAGACUUCUGGGCAGCCUACUCCCCAGUACUAUCCAUGUGGUUUGAUAGCCAAUUCUCUUUUUUCUGACAACAUCUCUAAUUUGACAUGCGUCAGUUCUACUUUUCAAUUCAAAGAUAAUCAAGUUUGUUCCCCAGGAAGUCUCACCAGUUUUGUGUAUCCACUUUAUUCCCAAGGCAUUGCCUGGCCGUCAGAUGCGGACAAGUAUGGUAAUAUAAACACCCAAACGGCGCUAACUGCUGAACAAAUCUCAACCACACUUAUCCCACCACCGUUUUGGCGCACGGCUUUCCCACAGUGGAAGGAUGGAUACAACUCGACAAAUCUUCCUAAUCUCAAAACCUGGGAAGCAUUUCAGGUAUGGAUGCGUACUGCUGGUCUUCCAACUUUUAGAAAACUUUGGGGUCGCAAUACCGAAUCUGUUCUUCCUCACGGAACUUGGCAAGUUGAUAUUGUGCAGAAUUUUGAUGUUUCUCGGUUUAGUGGUACCAAAUCAAUUGUGAUUUCGUCAGUCUCUGUGCUGGGUGGCAAAAACUCAUUUUUGGGUAUUGCAUAUAUUUGUGUUGGUACAGUCUGUUGGGCACUUGGUAUUGCAUUCCUUGCACGCCAUAUGAUUAAACCAAGAAAACUGGGUGAUCACAACUAUCUGUCGUGGAAUCAGCCUCACCACAAUGUCCAACACGCUCAAGGGCAAGCUGGUGGUCAAGGAAAUACUCGCUUUGGAAAUGCUGUAGAGACUGCGCUCCAUUAAACAACCGAAUCGACAUACUUUGAAUUGAUUCAUUCCUAUUUUCUACUAUUCUUACACACCAAUCCUGGGCAUUGCAUGCUCUAGAUAUUAAAUAAGUUUAUUGCUUUCU
Batrachochytrium dendrobatidis JAM81 is the source of this 1400-nucleotide messenger RNA. RefSeq lists its product as uncharacterized. Gene Ontology annotation, cellular component: endoplasmic reticulum; Golgi apparatus; plasma membrane. NCBI's taxonomy places the organism in Eukaryota, Fungi, Chytridiomycota, Chytridiomycetes, Rhizophydiales. The transcript is spliced from 6 exons. The record is from RefSeq and is a predicted model, not a curated record. Bases 8 to 1291 code for a protein of 427 amino acids.